AUGAGUCUCUUUAUAGACCCAGAUGAAUCAGAUACGGAUACACCUAAUAAACGGCAGAAGCUUGAAGAAGCUGUCUAUGAAGAGUUUGGUGAUGUGGAAUUCUAUUCAGAUGCUGAAUCGAUAGACUGGGAAGAUGUCUCACUAGGUGAAGCAGAACAAAUCCCUCAACCUGAUUCCUUCAAUAUAUCUAUAUCUAAUGAAAAUCCUGAUAUCAAGGUCAAAAAUGAUAAACUCAAACAAAUUUUAGCAGAGAAGAAGCGCAAACUUUCUGUUCAUAACCUUGCAUUAGUAUCCUACAUAUUGCAUGCUCAUCAUCGAAAUAGGUUACUCAAUCUGAAGCUGGUUCACAAAACAUUAAAGAAACUACUUCCCCAUUCCAUAAUAUCACGAGUUAAAAGACUUAGAAGACACAAUGACAAUGGCCCAGAUGAUUCUGAUGUUCAACUUGUUUAUAUACUUAAGUAUCUCAUCAAAUGGUUCAGGUUGAAUUUCAAGAUUACAUGCAAUGGUCUACGAGUCCUAGGGUAUAUUCCUCCAAAUAAACCGAUAGGGAACUACACUAUCCAUAAUUCCCCAACCUUCAAGAAUGAAAAACAGUUUCUCUCCAUUAUUCGGCUGUUCAAACAUAAUAGAGACAUGGCAGCUCAAAUUUUUACGGGCCUUUUAAGGUGUUUAGGAUUCGAAGCUAGGUUGGUAUUUUCCAUCCCAGUUCUUUCCGCAAAAGACAAAACUUUGCAGCCAAAAUUGAACAGAAUGAAACUUGAUACUAACAAAGAUUAUGACUUGCUAUAUCCAUAUUUCUGGACAGAGUUAGUUAACCCCUUCAACAAAUCAGAACUUUUCGUACUAGAGACAUGCACCUUUCACGAUGAGGAAAAAAGACUUACUAGAGUAUCACGAUAUAGCAAAGACUUGAGGUCAUACGUUCCCAUAUUCUUUCCCGUCAAAGAUCAGUUCAACGCAAUGACUAUGACUUAUGUGAUAUCCCUUGGAGCUAGCAAUCAUAUUCUCGAUGUCAGUGCUCGGUACAUGAAGAAUAUCAGUUACAGGUGGUUUAAACGACUCGAUUUGAGAACAGAGGCAGGCCGGUCUUACUUGUUAUUUCUGUCGAUCAUUCGGGUUCUCAACAACAAUACUCCCCUUUCCGACAAUCUGGAGUUGAAAUCGUUAGAGUAUUUGGGGUUGCAUAAUUAUGAUAUUCCGCAAACUAGAGCGGCGAUCAAGAGAAGUGCUAACUUCGUUACUCAUGCUUCUUUGAGGUAUGACGAGGUGAUAGACAAGGACACCAAACCGAUUAUCAGGGUUAAAAUAGAUGGUAAAAGAGUCCCUGUAUUUCUUAGAAACUCUGUGACUGUUGGCAAGUCGGAGCAGCAAUGGAAGUUCUUGGGAAGAUCAAUUCUACCCGACAAAGUAGACGACUACAUCAAGACUACUCGAGCCUUAUUGCCUAGAACAAUUUCAAGAAAGAGGGUUUACAACUUAAAUGUUCUCAACAACCAACCAGAGUUGAAUGCAGUAAAGUUAUAUUCAUUUUCUCAGACUUGUCUGUAUAUCAAACCCAAGGUUCAAUUUUUGAAAGACCAGAUUAUCCUUCCCAAAAACAAAUUUGGAAAUAUAGAAGUGUUCAAGGAAACUAUGGUUCCCGACGGGUGCACCUGGCUCAAAUUAUCAAAUAUUGAGAGUAUUUUGAACGACAAGAAGAACACUGAUAUCCAGUUUGUUCCAGUUGUUACUGGGUUUUCCUUCACAAAGACCGGGUACGCCAUUCCCACAAAAAAUGGUGUGAUAGUGUUGGACAAUAAUGUCAAGAAAGCUAAAAAGUUCUGGCUCAACUUCAAGAUCAACCAACACAGAAACGAACGCAAAGAGCGGGGAUUUGCUUCUUUGAGGAACUGGAGUGACUUCAUAACUAGAAUGAGGAUUAGGUCGAGACUCAACAGGACCUAUGAGUAUCUAGAUUAG
This is a messenger RNA of Yamadazyma tenuis ATCC 10573, 1962 nucleotides long. The record is from RefSeq and is a predicted model, not a curated record. Lineage: Eukaryota; Fungi; Ascomycota; Pichiomycetes; Serinales; Debaryomycetaceae.